Molecule: messenger RNA, 2364 nt
Organism: Coniophora puteana RWD-64-598 SS2
Lineage: Eukaryota; Fungi; Basidiomycota; Agaricomycetes; Boletales; Coniophoraceae
Exons: 11
Coding region: 128-1996 (622 amino acids)
Cellular component (GO): Golgi apparatus
Source: RefSeq, a predicted model, not a curated record
GCAACCCGGCGUUGCUAGACUCGGAUCUCCUUCCACCCUCCCUCCGCCCUUCUUUCCUUCCGCUUCAGCACGGCUGGCUCGUGCGCACGCUCAUACACGUUUCGAGCUUUAAGGCCUGUUCCUAAUUAUGUUGCUCAGGGAGCUUGUAACGACCAAAUCUGUGCCUGCAACCCUCAAGGCAUGGUAUCGUAGGAUCACUCUCAAUAGAUUCACGCUAUGCUUCUUCGUUCUCGCCUUCGCCAACUCUGUUGCACAAACGACCAUCAUGACCAUGCAGUUUGUCAUGAGCAUGCAGGGGAGGGACUUUGUUUCCGAUAUCGUCUUCACGGCCGGCAUUCAGAAAGGCUUCUCAGUAAUUGAGGGCAACCAGGUCAUGUUGUGCAAUGGCAUCCCGAAUCAAGCAGGAACCACCUGUAUCCCGGCAUCGAAUAGUUCCAUCAGUCCGGUUCUUGCCACGCGAGCACUUCGCCUUUAUGAUCAAGUCGUUGAGGAUACGCUGGGCACCGCACAGGUCGUAGACGAGGAUGGCGUUGUUGUGGGCGUGCAUGUUACCGACGCUGCAUUCGGUGCUGCUACAUUGAGCUUGGAGUGCGUUGAAUCGUUAACUCCGCUGGAGACCUUCUUGAGAGAUGCGAUGAGCGAGGAUAUUACACAUUUCAUCUUCCAUACCUGGCAGUUCUUGCUCUCCGUCGUCGGUCUUCUUUCGGAAUCCAUUCCUCAUCUGAUUGUAGUGCUUGCUAGCCAUGCGCUGAACACCGCUUGGGCCUCGUUCCGUGUUUACACAGACAAGACCACGCGCGAUCAAUACACGAACGUCAUAGUCGGCGACAUGUGUGGAGGAGUGGAUGUUUUGGGUGGCUGGCGAGAGGAGGGUAAUCUCAUUGCACUAAUUGGAGUGAACGCCGUUGUUUUCUUCAUCAUGUGCUUCCUCGUGUACAAAAUCAUUCGGGGAUAUUUGAAAACUACCUUGACUAGCGUUGGCGCACCUCGCAUAAUCAGCAGAAUGUAUAAUCUUGUCCUUUGGCUUUAUGUGGCACUCCAAUUUUCCGCCUUCUUCAUGAUGGCAUCGGCUGCCGUCUGGUACAACAAACUUUCUUCGGACAUCGAGCCUGCGACGUACAAGAAAUCUCUGUAUUUCGUACCUUUCUAUGUCACUUCUGCUCUCAUCGUGCCAUGGUAUGUGCUCGGAGCAUUUGCCAUGCGCCGGGAAUGCCGUUGGAUGUUUGCCCUUUUCUUCUCGAUGACGUUAGGAUUCAUUGGGAUGAACGCUACGUGGUUCACGAGUCCUGUGUUCAUCUACGAGCUCGGAGCAUGGUCGUUCUUCGGGGCCUUCACGUGUUUUGCGGACUUCAUGCUCAUCGUGACUGUCAUUCUCGCGUUCUUCUGCAGACUGCAGUUUGGCAAGGGCCUGGCCCACUAUCUCUGGGUGCAGCAAAUGCUUGAAGAAACCGGCUUCCCUGAGGCAAGCUUCAUCAACCCGACGUCGGGCGUGACCGGUGACAAGUCCGGCAAGCCCAUACGCCGCAACACAAGCGGCGGCCUCUCCGUCAUCUUGCGUGACAAGAUCAACAAGCCGCCAAUUUCCCACCGCACGUCCACCGACUCAACUUCGUCGGUCGAGUCCUCGGUGUUGCAGACAUGGCGCUCGAACAAGAAAGCUCAAGAGCUGCAGAAUAUGGGUGUGUUCGACAUCUGUGCUGCAAACAAUCGUUUCCCUUCCUUCCCUCCUGCUCGCCCUCCUGCUUUCCCUCCCGCUCUCCCUAGCCCCACGAAUAGUCCAAUAGCGACCACCAACUCGAAUGGCCACCACAGGGGUUCGGAUUUCCUGAGCAUCAGUUUCCCUGUGCCGCCGAACCACCGCGGCUCGUUCAACGGCAGUCUCUUCCCCCCAAUCGAGAUUUCCAUACAACGAACGGGCCAUGAGGAGGUGUCGCCUUCUGAUGCGCGUUGCUCGCCUGACUCGGAUAUUCGUAGGAUUGACCGUGCUGAGCCGUAAGAGAGCUGGUGGUUGGACGUUGAGGUUGAUGGUCUGAUUGUUUAUGGUCUCUGGUCUCGCUACGUAUGACUCGGCGCUGCGUUCGCUCAUGCCUGCAUGCGGAGGUAAAAGUCACUCCGCGGGAUGAAGUAAAUGAAACCAAGCACGCUCGGGAUGCAUAGGCAUGAGGCGCGAAAGAGAGGUUACUUAUUGGCAUAACACGAGAAGCCUUGACUUGGUGAUGCUGUAUGAGCGUUUCUACAUAAGUUAUGAUACUUUCGAUUUCGAUUUUCGAUGCGAUGCCGAGAUGGGACUGCGGGUAGUACAUGCAAUACACUGUGUGUGCCUUUGUAUCUCUUCGGCUACUUUCCUGCCUUAUUAUAAUGUCU